UCGUAGAGAUUCGCGCCUGAGCCCGGAACAUGGACUUCGCAUGCCUGUGGCUAACGCUUCUGCUGCCUUUGGUAGCGGCACUGGAUUUCAGAUACCACCACCAGGAAGGGAUGGAAGAGUUUUUGAAGAGUGUUGCCCAAAACUACAGUUCUAUCACUCACUUACACAGCAUUGGGAAGUCUGUGAAAGGUAGAAACCUGUGGGUCCUUGUUGUGGGUCGGUUUCCCAAGGAGCACAGAGUUGGGAUUCCAGAAUUCAAAUACGUGGCAAAUAUGCAUGGAGAUGAGACUGUUGGGCGGGAACUGCUACUCCAUCUAAUCGACUAUCUCGUAACCAGACAUGGGAAAGAUCUUGAAAUCACAAAUCUAAUCAAUAGUACCCGGAUACACAUUAUGCCUUCCAUGAACCCCGAUGGAUUUGAAGCUGUCCGGAAGCCUGAUUGUUACUACAGUAAUGGAAGGUAAACAACUGGAACAUCACACUCACGAAGCUUAACUCCGGAUGAUGAUGUUUUUCAACAUCUUGCACAUACCUAUGCUUCAAGAAAUCCAAACAUGACGAAACCAGAUCCGUGUAAAAAUAAAAUGAACUUUCACAACGGAGUUACAAAUGGAUACUCUUGGUAUCCACUCCAAGGUGGAAUGCAAGAUUACAACUACGUCUGGGCCCAGUGUUUUGAAAUUACACUGGAGCUGUCAUGCUGUAAAUACCCUCGUGAGGAAAGGCUUCCAUACUUCUGGAAUGAUAAUAAAGCCUCGUUAAUUGAAUAUAUAAAACAGGUGCACCUAGGUAUAAAGGGUCAAGUUUUUGAUCAGAAUAGAAAUCCAUUACCCAAUAUAAUUGUGGAAGUCCAAGAUAGAAAACAUAUCUGCCCAUUUAAAACCAACAAAUUCGGAGAAUAUUAUCUACUUCUCUUGCCCGGAUCCUAUGAAAUAAAUGUUACAGCCCCUGGACAUGAGCCACACCUCACAAAGGUGGUUAUUCCAGAGAAAUCCCAGCAUUUCAGUGCUCUUAAAAAGGAUUUUGUACUUCCAUUUCAAGGACAGUUGGAUUCUCUCCCAGUACCAAAUCCGUCAUGCCCAAUGAUUCCUCUGUAUAAAAUGUCACCGAGCCACUCAGCUGCAACAAAGCCCAGUUUAUUCCUAUUUUUACUGACUCUUUUGCAUAUAUUUUUCAAAUAAAUUGUGAAACUCCGCUCUCAUCACCACCUGGAAUCAGGGAUUGCUCACUCCAGGUUAAGGCAACACUAACUCCCAUUGAGAGACCUCAACUGAAUAAGAGAAUGGAUGUCUCCAGAUCCUGCGAUGAGCAAUAUGUGACAAUAAUGAAAGGAAGCGACUGUCUUUGAUGGUGAAGGGAAGAUACAUACCUGUUAAGCACUGCCUCCUUACACUUAAAUUAAUCCUGAAGUCUUAGAAAUUUGUAAGUUAAACUUGAGAAGCAAAGUAGAAGUUCCUUCAAGAAAGAAGAAAAUAAGGAACUAAACCAGGAAUGGUGAUGUAUGCCUAUAAUGCCAGCUGUGACUCAGGAAACUGAGGCAAGAGGAUCACAAGUUCAAGUCCAACCUGGGCAAC
This is a messenger RNA of Fukomys damarensis (Damara mole-rat), 1574 nucleotides long. RefSeq names its product carboxypeptidase M (gene Cpm). The transcript is spliced from 8 exons. Gene Ontology annotation, molecular function: metallocarboxypeptidase activity; zinc ion binding. Gene Ontology annotation, cellular component: cell surface. The record is from RefSeq and is a predicted model, not a curated record. NCBI's taxonomy places the organism in Eukaryota, Metazoa, Chordata, Mammalia, Rodentia, Bathyergidae. Gene Ontology annotation, biological process: proteolysis.